CCAAAAGAGAUGUAAUGCAUUGGAACAUGCUGCCCAGGGAGAUGGUAGAGUCCCUGGAGGUAUGGAGAAUGUGGGGAUGUAGCAGUGAAGGACACGGUUGGUGGGCAUAGAGAGGAUGGGCUGGUUGGACUUGGUCAUCGUAGAGGUCUUCUCCAACCUGUCAACUGAUACAAAUAGUCCUGGGAGACUCAACAGUUUGCUGAUGUUCUGUGUCAGUGCUGCUGACCUCAUGUUGCUCCCUUCAAUGCUGUGAUUCCUGUUGGUCAGCAAGGGAUAACGCAGCAAUGAUUGGUUCAGGUUGUUCUGCUGAGAAAGUACAAGACUGGAGUUGCCAGAGCUCUAAACACAUUUCACUACAGCAAUUGGUUUAAUAGUAAGUGCCCAGCCUGCAGAACCUAAGUCAGAAAGUCUAUAAACAGAACUAAUGAACUUUGCAAAUUUCCCUGCUGUGUAUUCAUUGAGGAGAAUACAGAUAUUUGUGAAGGCCAGACCUGAACAAAGAAUCCAUGCAGGAAUGUAAAUUUCUCAACCCAAAAUGCUAUUUCUCUUUUGAAUUUGAGGGCUUGAUAAUUUCUUCAGGAAGAAAAUACUUCGAAAGCUCCUACAAAAGUUUGUUAACAUUUAUUAUCUUUCUUCUCUCCUCAGAAUCAGGUGCAGCUGUCUGUGAAUUUUUUUUAAAGGCGGCAUGUGGGAAAGGAGGUAUGUGCCCAUUCAGACACAUCAGUGGGGAAAAGACUGUUGUUUGCAAACACUGGCUACGAGGACUAUGCAAAAAGGGAGACCAGUGCGAGUUUCUGCACGAGUAUGACAUGACCAAGAUGCCUGAGUGUUACUUCUACUCCAAAUUUGGGGAAUGCAGUAACAAAGAAUGUCCAUUCUUGCACAUUGACCCGGAAUCUAAGAUCAAAGACUGUCCCUGGUACGACAGAGGCUUCUGUAAACACGGUCCACUCUGCAGACACCGGCACACUCGAAGAGUCAUUUGUGUGAAUUACCUAGUAGGAUUCUGUCCAGAAGGGCCUACCUGUAAAUUCAUGCACCCUCGAUUUGAACUACCUAUGGGAACCACAGAGCAACCACCACUGCCUCAGCCAGCACAAACACAGCAAAAGAGGACACCCCAAGUUAUUGGAGUCAUGCAAUCUCAAAACAACAACACUGGGAACAGAGGACCCCGGCCAUUGGAGCAGGUCACCUGUUACAAGUGUGGUGAAAAAGGUCAUUAUGCCAACAGAUGCACCAAAGGACAUCUGGCCUUUCUCAGUGGACAGUGAAAGAGCAGAAAGAAGAGUGCAAGGGAGCUAUUAACACUGAGAAAAGAUUUCUGCCUUGCACUAUUUCUUGAACUAUUAAUCAGGUUGGUUUUUUAAUGCCAUUACUGAAAGAACUGGUCAGAGGCUGGCUGCUGCUAAGCAACGUUUUUGUAAUUGUCCACAACUUUUUUUAUGUUUUAACCUUUUUAAAAUAGAUUUUGGCCUCCGUCUACUUUCAUUGAGCCCUGCUGAAAGGCAGAUCUAAAAGCAAACAGACACGCAAAGCCCUCACCGGUGCAGCAUUCCAUGUCAAUGCAGCUGACCCUGGUGGUUUUUGUUUUUUAAAUGUUUUCCUCCUGCCACUUCUCUUUGGAGAACCUGCAGCAUUUCAGCACUCCCUGUGGAAGCAGAAAGACUGACUGGGAAAAUUAGUCCUUGAAAUGCCUUCCCUUCAGUGAGGAAUUCUGCUGUCCUGCUCUUACAAAGUGAAGUUGUGUUCCUAGAUCCAGUCUUGUGAGCUUGUCCUGGUGAUUGACUUAAUGCCUCACAUGCACCAGGCUAUAAAACUCUUGUCCACUUUGUUUCUGUGUUUCUUGCUAUACUGAAGGUUAGAAAUUAAUCUUCUGGGUGAGAACUGAUUUGGGAAGAAUAAAUUGGCAUCUCUGUAGUUGGCCAAAUAAUAAGAAAUGAUUUUGGGAAAUUCACAUCUGUGUUCAUUUUCCAUUUGCAAAAAACACAGGGAAAUGAACACAGUUUAAAGUGUAGGAACAAAAGAGCCUUUUCUCAGCACCCCUGUCAUUCAGCUCACACCAAACAGGUAUUUCUGUAGCCUAGAGAAGACCAAGAAGUGGAGCUGUAUAUUUUUAUGGAACACUGCUUUUUAAAAGUGGUAGAACAUUCUUCUGAGAUCGUACCUCUGCAAGCCAAAACCUAUUUGUUUUGUGAGACAACUAUUUCAAAAGGGCCAAUGAUAAAAUGUGAAUUAAAAAAAAAACCAACAACUUGCACCUAUGUGAGCCUUAUUGAUGAUAACCCCUCUCAUUUGCUGACUGCCUUUGUACCUUGUUUUUAUUGAAAUGUACGGAUGGAAAAAGCUGUCUGUGAUUAUUUUCUUUUUAAGUAGGGCAACAUGGUUAAAUUAGAAAAACUGACCAGAGCCUAUGUUGGUUUGAAUGGCAGCCAUUGUUUCACUGUGUGCAUUCAGAGUCAGUCAAAAUAGAAGUUCUGAGACUAA
Molecule: messenger RNA, 2487 nt
Organism: Centrocercus urophasianus (Greater sage-grouse)
Lineage: Eukaryota; Metazoa; Chordata; Aves; Galliformes; Phasianidae
Gene: CPSF4
Product: cleavage and polyadenylation specific factor 4
Exons: 7
Coding region: 507-1274 (255 amino acids)
Molecular function (GO): zinc ion binding; RNA binding
Source: RefSeq, a predicted model, not a curated record